GAGAGAGGAGGGGGAGAGAGAGGGAGAGUGUGUGAGAGUGAGAGAGAGCGAGAGCGAAAGAGAGACCCAGCCUCAGCCUCUAUUGUGAUCUGCAGGCGGGGGAUUCAGAUAAAAAAGGCUAUUUCUCGGCCCGGACGCAACGCUGGUCACCGCAACAGAGUCCACCAGAACCGGCCAGGACAUGGAGGAAGACAUGGAUGAGGGACAGACCCAGAAAGGAUGUACAGAGUGUUGUCUGAAGUGUUUGCGGGGAAUCCCAUACCCAUCCCUGAUUGCCACUAUCCUGCUGUACGCAGGCGUGGCACUGUUCUGUGGUUGUGGUCAUGAAGCUCUUACCGGCACGGUCACCAUCCUGCAGAACUACUUCGAUGUGAUCAGAGCGCCUGGAGACUCCCUGGAUGUCUUUACCAUGAUUGACAUUAUUAAGUACGUGAUUUACGGCAUCGCCUCAGCUUUCUUCGUAUACGGGAUCCUGCUGAUGGUGGAGGGUUUCUUCACCAGUGGAGCCAUUAAGGACCUGUACGGAGACUUCAAAAUCACCACGUGUGGACGCUGCGUUAGCGCAUGGUUCAUCAUGCUGACGUACAUCUUCAUGCUGGCCUGGCUCGGAGUGACGGCCUUCACCGCUUUGCCCGUCUUCAUGUACUUCAACAUCUGGACCAUCUGCCAGAACACCACGGUGCUGGAGGGAGCCAGCCUGUGCCUGGACCCGCGCCAGUUUGGCAUUGUGACCAUUGGUGAGGAGAAGACAGUGUGUACAGGAUCAGAGAAAUUCUUUAAAAUGUGUGAAUCAAAAGAGCUGGACAUGACCUUCCACCUGUUUGUGUGUGCGCUGGCCGGCGCUGGAGCUGCAGUAAUCGCUAUGAUCCAUUACCUGAUGGUGCUCUCAGCGAACUGGGCCUACGUGAAGGACGCGUGUAAGAUGCAGAAGUAUGAGGACUGCAAGUCCAAGGAGGAGCAGGAGCUGCACGACAUCCACUCCACCCGCUCCAAAGAGCGCCUCAACGCCUACACAUAAGACCCGCGCAGCGCCAGCGGACCCGCAGUGCUCUCACUUCCUGUAUAGGGGGAGUUUUGGCACUGGUGCUGUCCAACAGGAGUGUCACAUGACCAACCCCAUGGCCAACCCCUUACCUCUGGCACAAGCAUUAUUAUUAUUAUUAUUAUUAUUAUUAUUAUUAUUAUUAUUAUUAUUAUCUUCUUUACUAAUCUUCAGUAGAAGUAGCUGUAGUGUCGUAGUUUUUUACAGUAUUGUAUGUUUUUUAAUUUUCUCAAGAGAUUGUGCAAGUUCUUUUAUUUUUGGACGUCAAUCACGGUAUGACUUUAUGCAAUUUUAUUUGAUUUGAUUUAAUUUAAUUUUCUUAAACAUCAGUAUUCACACCCUCCUUAUUUCGCGGGUCGGUUGUGGGGUAUAAAGCACAUUUCUUCAUGUGUGUUCGUCUCCGGUGAUCUCAUUUUCUCAAGCACUUCACACAUGAAAUGAAAAUUUGAAAAAAAAAGAAUACUUUUUAAAUUUUUAUUUAUUUACUUUUUUAAAUCAGUGAAAGAUUUUUUGGCCCGAAAGCAGCAGAUCGCACGCCGAUUCUGCAUUAUUUUGGAAACAGAAAAAAAACAGAAAAACAAAAAUGAAAGAAUAAGAAACGGCAAAUGUACCAUAAAGUGUUUAUUUAUUAUUUUUCUACAGAUAUCAUUACGAAUAAGAGACAGUAAAAUGUUACAGGUUGUUUGCUGUGCUCGCUUGCACAGCCCGCCAGUUUUGGGGCAUUGUUAUCGUCUUCAGAGGGAGAGUAAACUGUGUGUUGCUCUUUGUGGGCGGAGUCUUACCAUCUCCUAUUAAAAACCUAUUAAAAGAGACCUGUGUUUUAAUCAUGUCUCUAUGGGACGUGUCUAUAGCAUGAGGUGAUUUACAAACAACUGUAGCUUUCCUGCAGUUAAAAAAGAACAGAAAAUGUGUUGGGAGUUAAUGAUGCUUUAUCAACCUUGUAAAGGAAGUUGGUGGAGAGAUGCAAGGGCAACCUUAUAAUGGAAGUCAAUGAAGAGAUGCUUUAAUACACUUGUAAUGGAAGUCAAUGAGCCAGUGCUUCAGUAUGCUUAUAAUGGAAGCCAAUAGGAGUAUGGUUUAACACACUUGUUAUGGAAGUCAAUGGGUUGAUGUUUCAGCAUGCUCUUAAAUGAAAUCAAUAGGCUGAUCCUUUGGAACCUUAUAAUGGAAGUCAUCAUGAUUGUAAUAGAAGUCACUGGUUGAGUGCUUCAACAUCCAACGUUAUUAUAGAAGUCAGUAGGAAGACUCUGUAGUAAGCCUAUAAGUAAAACCAAUGGAAAUCUGCUUCCACCAAUGCAUCUAUUGACUUCCAUUAGUGCAAAUGAGAUUCAGGUUGUCAUGUUUUCUGUUUUUUUCUAAAUACAGGGGCUCAUUUUAAAAGUACAGUUUGUUGUAAUUAGCCACACGCUACAGACACGUUAUAUAGAGAGCACAAAAACACAGUGAAACAGCGGAGUGUUCCGUUAAAACCUCCUUCUUGAGUAAUAAUGCAACAAUAAGCUGUACUGGCCGACUGCCACACAUGCACAAAGCUACAGUGUUAUAACCCCCUGCUUUUAUUUUCCUACAGACGAUAGAGAAGGUAAGUAGAUCGUUCUGCUUUUAUUUUCAGGGUUUUUAUUUCUGCGUUUGUAAAUAGUCAUUCUGUAAAUGUAUACAUGUAUUGUAUGUAAGCACUUCGAUUUCAGGUGAAUUCGUAUACGAGAAUAAUCAAAACUGACAUUCCACGUUACUGAAAGGGGGGAGGGGGGUGGAGGAUGAUGAGGAAGAGGGGGUGGCGUUGUUUAACAGAAAAAAAAAUAAGAUGAAACAAUUCAGGCGAUGUAGUGUUUGUGGUCUCUAUGGCUAUGUUCAGACUGCCGGCCAAUCGGAUUGUUUUCUGAAAUCAGAUCUGCUUAGAUGAGUGUCCACACUGUUAUUUACGUUCUGAUAAGUGAUGUCCGGACACAAGCAUGAAUUUUUUUAAAUCCAAUGUCGCAGUGUGAAUAACCCAAAAGACAUAUUGAAAUCUGAUUAGUCAUAUUGUGAAUGACAGAAAUGAAAAAUUUGAAAUCUGAUUUGUUCGGUUUGACUGGAAAGACUUGUUGAAAUCCACCUGACGCAUCUGACCUAAAGGCACAUUGAAAUUUCAGUCGAAUUCCAAAAAAUUAGCACUCUCACAAUGUGAAUGAUGCAAACGACACAUUGAGAUCCGAAAUUGAAAUCUUUGUGCCUAGACCGUACCAACUAAGAUGCAUCUUUUUAAGUCUCCACCUCAAGUCAUUUAUUGCAAAUCUAAUGCGGUUUAUGUCUGUCCACACUAUUAAAUAUCAAAAUCUGGAUACAGUGCAGAGACAUCAAACAUCUUGCCCGGAUUUGUGCAGGCAGUCUGAACAUAGCCUUUUUUGUUUUGGUGAGUGUUUGUUUUUGGAUUUCGUUUCUAUAAAAGGGGAAAAUCACAACAGAAUCAACUAUUUACAGAGGUUAUAACGCUAUUUACCUUGAUGACGGUGAAGAUGUCACAUGUUGUCUUGCUUACGAGUCAUUAUGCUAUUGAGACUAUGGACUAUGGAGGUGUCUUAUCAUUCUUUUUACUGCCUGGCAAGUCAUGUUCUGUCAGUGUUUCUAAGAGCUAGUUUCGUGCACUUAUAUUUGACCAUUGUGUGAGCUCUCUCUCUCUCAGUGUAAGUGCAUUGGGAUUUCAGCUGGCCAGUUGGAUCCCCCGUAACGUUAGGUAAAGACUGUGAAUUCUAGGUGUUAUUUGUGGCAUGGUCAUGCAUUUAAUGGUAGUCGUUUUUACUGGAUACAAGAAAAAUAAAAAAUAAAAAAAGACGAAUAAUAAAAAUAAUUUGAAAAAAAAAGAAAAAAAAAAAGAAAUCAAUUUCAUUUCACAUUUUUCUGAGUUUGUUUCCCGCGACUGUCUUGCUGGGUCAUCCCGACUCUCCCCGUGUGCAGUAAUUGGACCUCUAUGCUGACUGCAUUGCUCUGAAUCUCCCGCUGUUUGAUGGUAGUGUUUGAUUUGUAUCUGUUUAGUUUGUGGUGAAUCUAUAACUACUGCCCUCAGUCCGACCAAUCUCAGCCCUGCUCCUCUAUCCCUCAUUCCCCACCUCUCUCUCUCUCUCUCUCGCCCUGUAUUAGUCUUUUGUACACUCACUAAAGAAUGCUUAGUCGCAGGCUGUACCAUGAUUCUGUUUUGUACAUAAAUGUGCCAACCGCUUGACAGUGGCUUUUCUGAUCUGUAGGGACAAACUGCUUGCAUAAAUAAAUACACUGGUGUUCUUGUUAAUAAA
Messenger RNA from Astyanax mexicanus (Mexican tetra), 4311 nucleotides. It is a transcript of the gene gpm6aa, whose product is annotated as glycoprotein M6Aa. Bases 182 to 1018 code for a protein of 278 amino acids. The record is from RefSeq and is a predicted model, not a curated record. The transcript has 7 exons. Lineage: Eukaryota; Metazoa; Chordata; Actinopteri; Characiformes; Acestrorhamphidae. Gene Ontology annotation, cellular component: plasma membrane; neuronal cell body; filopodium. Gene Ontology annotation, biological process: neuron projection development.